Messenger RNA from Schistosoma rodhaini, 3876 nucleotides. NCBI's taxonomy places the organism in Eukaryota, Metazoa, Platyhelminthes, Trematoda, Strigeidida, Schistosomatidae. The record is from the annotation of a GenBank genome assembly.
AUACUUGACCUACAUCUGGGGCGCUAGGUUUGUAGUCGCUGCACAUGGGAACCGUUCAGCAUCUUUUUCUAUUUGAGCACAUAACGGGGUUCGGGCUAUUUCGAGUGAAGGAAUUUGACGAAAUAACUAGAGGUUUUAAGGCUCACCCCAAUGCUUUUAUCAAACCGGUCGCUUUUGUCCAUUUUAAGUCAGUCCAGGAGGCUGUAGAAAAUGUUCAAACUAUCGUUAGCGGAAAUCUCUCUGACUUGCUCAGACAGUUUCUAAGAAGGAAUGUACCGCCGGUCGACUGUGUGUUGGGAGUCAGUGACGAAAAACUAGGCAAAUGUAUACUGGCUUGUGAUUUUGGCUUCGAAUGCAUUUGGUAUGGAUCUGUUCACGAGGUUCUUCGGGUAAUAAGACAAAGUUUUGCCCGGUUGACACGUUCGCUGAUCACUCAACCUGGUGCCGCACUCUCCUUACCAAUGAUUGAUGAAAAAUUUAAACCUUCAACUAGCGCAGAUGAACAAAAACCUGGACCAAUCGCUGAAUCACGUGCACGGGUUGUUGUUAGCCUAGCACGUGCUCGUCUACAACUGGGAAUUGAACAUCACCUAGCCGAUACUGGGAUUAUUAAGGUACUGAUGCUGAUCGACGAAUUGGAUAAUUCUUUAACACGGUCAGCUUCGCGGUUAAGAGCUUGCUACAGUAUACACUUUCCAGAGGUGUGUCGACCACAUUUUAAAAAGCAAAUUUGUCUGGAUGAUAUGAAUCUGGUCCAAUUGAUAGCCAACUCCCCACUUCGUUCUUCUAUAGUUUCAAAUUUUGCUGCUGGAAGUUUCACGUAUUUGGGUAGUGACGAACUUGCUUCCCUCAUUGCAACUACUGCUCAAGAUUCUGUUGGGGCUGAGCUAAGUGAGGAAGACUGUGAAAACCUUCAAAAAUAUGCACAACGCUUAUUGCAAAUGAAUGAGGCAAAACAACGGUAUGUAAAUUCCUUGUCACGACGAAUAACUAGUUUGUGUCCUAAUUUGCAUGCUCUUCUUCACUGUACACUUCAUUCAGGUGAUGAGGCGGAACAAGGAAAAGUUCCUAAGGCUAAUGAUAAUUUGUCAUCUUGUUUGAUUACCGCACGUCUAAUAGCUAAUGCUGGUUCUUUCAACCGACUUGCUUCUAUGCCUUCUACACGUUUACUGUCUUUAGGAGCAUCAAAAGGAUUAUUCAGGAAAGGUGGUGCUGUUGUGGCUACAUCUACAGGUCUUUUAUCAAACGCAACUAAAAUAUUAAGAGAUCCGAAAUUACCAACAGAUACAGACAAUCUUCAGCCGGCAACUGCUAGUAUUUCCGCAGCUGAGUUGAAGUCUUUGAGUGCUAAUCGUGUACAGAGGAACACAGUGCAUCGUCGUGCUGCGCGUCUACUUGCUGAUAAAUCAGUUCUCGCUUGUCGUGCAGACUGUUUCCGCCAACACAAUCCAAUUUACCAACAGCAAGGUCUUACUUCACAACCUUGUGUUUCUGUUAUGGAAGAUGAACGACUCAAAAGUGGAGCAUAUGGUCAGUAUCUUGGAAAAACUGUACAAGAACACUUGAGGAUAUGGGCUGAAAAAAACGGGAUACAUACAGACAAAACCGAGGAACAGAAGAAGGCUCAGCGUAAAAGAAGGAAAAGGUAUCGGAAACUUAAACGAAAAGCUUGGUUCACCCGUAAACUUUCUAGAUGCACAGAAAAGCAGCUAUCAGAUGGUAUCAUGAAUGAUAUUGAAUCUAUGGAUGUCGAUUCAGAUAGUCCCACGCAACUUAGAAUAAUCACUUCACAACUGAUAAACGAUGGAGAUGUGUUUAAUGAUACGAAGAAAACAGGUGACAACUAUAACACAGAUUUGAAUGGUAGAUGUUUAGUAAACCCCAAUGAGCUCUUAAAUUCGUCAGGAAAAAAAUCUUAUUUUCGUAAGAAAAGUCGGAGUGCAAAUCCCUGCAACAAAUAAUUCCCGCUAAAUAACACAAUGAUUACAAAUUCUAUUGUAAAUAACUUGGACUUUGCAAGUUGACAUUUGUUUGUAAGACAUUUUGCACAUUAAAAAAUCCUAUUCUAAUGUUAACGAUUCAAGUUCACGAAGUGAUAUCCCUGGCAUCUUAAAGCGACGCUGAAAACUGCAUGUUAUAGCUCUUAGUGCUCUAAACCCAUAUCAAACCGUGUACGGCUGGGCUAGCUGUUGAGACGUUCGACCUACGGUAAGGAGAAUGGCUCUAAUAUACGGAUCUCUUUAGCCUAAACAGGUGACUUAAUAUUGUUGUACAGGACUCACAGAAAUGAAUUUGAACCUGAAAUAUUUUUUCAUCUUACAAACAGGUCAGUGCAACCAAAAGCUGAAUCAAAAGUGCUGGAAAAUCAUCUUCACAACACUUAAAGGCUUUCCCACAGCAAACAAUAAUUUUAUCUUACCGCCUAAAAUGUGGUUGACCCCUGAGAAGAUAAGAUAAAUAAAAAGCAUUACAGUAUGAGAAUAGUUUUCGGACAUUCUGCAGUCUAGGCCAAAAUGUAGAAAAACAGCUUUUAACUAGCUGUGACUGACAAGUUAAACAUCAUAAAGGUUUCAUUAACCGUUCCGUAAUCUUUUUACUCAAGUAAGAAUUAACGGUUUCAGACCGACUCACAACAAAGGCGUGAAAUUUGUUGAACCUUCCAAACACAUUGGUUCUUCUGCAUGUCGUAUGUUUUCCUGUGUCAUCGAAGACUUUAUACUUGACCUACAUCUGGGGCGCUAGGUUUGUAGUCGCUGCACAUGGGAGUGAGUUGUUUACUUUGGUGCUUUUAAUCUCUUAUUUUAGACCGUUCAGCAUCUUUUUCUAUUUGAGCACAUAACGGGGUUCGGGCUAUUUCGAGUGAAGGAAUUUGACGAAAUAACUAGAGGUUUUAAGGCUCACCCCAAUGCUUUUAUCAAACCGGUCGCUUUUGUCCAUUUUAAGUCAGUCCAGGAGGCUGUAGAAAAUGUUCAAACUAUCGUUAGCGGAAAUCUCUCUGACUUGCUCAGACAGUUUCUAAGAAGGAAUGUACCGCCGGUCGACUGUGUGUUGGGAGUCAGUGACGAAAAACUAGGCAAAUGUAUACUGUGAUCGAACAUAAAUAUAAACCUUGGUUUUUGGAAAUGACUAUUCGCUCCAUCGUUUAACGAAAAGUAGUUUUCCAACCAAGAUCUUGGGUCAUCAUAGAACAUAUCAGCCUCAUCGAUAUAACGAUAACUGUCUGAUAUCAGUUUUGUCAAAUCUGGAUCACAUGACAGUUGUUUGAAAGAAAUGUUUCGAUGUAGAUAUCUGAAAAGAAAAGAACGAAUGAAGAAAUCAGUGCACUUAUACAUCUUGUACUAGCUAUCAUACACUUUCGCCAUAUAUGCCAAAAACACAAAGGGAACCAAAUAAUCAAAGCUGUUGGACGUAUUAGAACACUGACUACUGCAAUAAAAAUGAGCCAUUUCGGUCGAUUAUGAUAGUUGGAUGCGGUUAAUUGAAUAAACUGUUGAUCUGUGAAGCAUAUCACAUUCCAUGGAUAAUAGGAUAAGCCAAUUAUGCAUAAACACCAUUCAAUACAAUUUGAUAGACUUCGUGGAGCACAAUAUAUAGUAAACCAAUUACAAACAUGAUGAAACAAUGUCCACUGUAAUCGUUUUAUCAAAACGAAGCAAAAAUAAUUAAAAAGAAAAAGUCAAUAAAUUAAGGAAUUCAAAACUCAAAAGUAUUUGUACAUUCGAGAUGGAUCGUAUAAGCGUACUCUGAAAUGAGGUUGCUGAUGGAAGAGAUUUCGGUGAUGUACAAUUCCUUACUUUUUUCAACGGUUUACUUAAUUAAAUUUUUAUUACUCACAGUACCAACUGUUCUAGUAUAAAAUACACAACUAGAUUUCCG